AUGACGGCCUGUAAAACAGAUUUGAAACUCAAACACAAUAAGGAAUUCACAACUACGAUGGAAACUAAUAGCGAAUAUAUAUUUGCAAUGCCCGCGCGUAAUUAUUUAGACGGGUUAGCACCCGAAAUUAAAGUAGAAAUUAUUUUCCACUUGAGUAAUCCUACACCACUCGCUCGAUGCUCCCAUGCUUGGUACGCCGCAGUAAACUCACCUGCCACAAAAGCCAGGUGGCUGACCUACAGAUAUGGUAAAACUCAUGCAUUGUUUCAUGCAGUAAAAAUGGGCGAGCCAUUCAUUAACGUUGAUGUCGUCGAGUGUCUAUUUGCUCAAAAAGCCCAUCUCAGCCGAUACUUUAUUCAACGAUUAAUGCUUGGAUUUGGCAAGUAUGACAGUAGGCUUAUUGAUCUCAAGUUGGCGCAUACUAGAAGACCACUCGACCCGGUUCGAAACAAGUUGAUCCAAAAUAAAAUCCGGAGUCCGUGGGCGAGCAAUCUUUCCUUUGAUGUUUUCUCCAGAAUUCUCAAAGAGGGUCAUGAUCGGUUUGACGGAAAUGACAUCCCUGUCAGAGGAAAUGAUAUGGAGUCCUUUUAUUACUUAUCGGCUGGUCCGCUAGUUAUUAGCGAAGAAAGAAAAAAGCUGAAGGAUAACAUAAACGAAAUUGAAAGGUUGAUCACAACGUUUAGAUUUGCGCCCUUUCCUCCAAGGCCCAAAAUCCGAAGGCAUAUUACUGAGAGUACAGAAUCACAUUCUGUUAACUACGAUGACUAUCCACCUACUGAUGGCUACGAGAACGUUCGCCAAUUGAAUGUCAUUGCUCGGGCUAUACUCAUCCAUCCCGAUUUAGUGAAUGUCUGGAAGCAAAACGGGUAUCAUGAGAUAGUCGACGAUAUAAACGAUUUGGUAAUGGAAAGUGUCUUGUCAAAUUUUAAUCUGAAUCUAGACCAAUCCAUUCAGCGACUAAUAGAUCUGCAUUCUGUUGGGUUCAGACUGACAGAUGAGAUGAUGGGAGACGCUUUGAUAUUAUUUGCAAAACGUUUAAACGAUAUAGGAGGAGUACUGAUAAAUGCGUUUGCCAUUGUUCGUGGCAUAACUAAGAACAAUAUACUUUCUAUAUGCUUAAGAGAACUGUUGAAUCCAGGCAGAAAACUUGAACGAUAUAAGUUACUUGAAUUUAUCCUCAAUCGGGUUGAUAACCCUGAAGAGACCGCGUACAGGGCCCUGCAAAGCUACAAUAUCGGAAAUUCCGUAAACUUUCACCCAAGUAGAAAUGGUUCUAUUCCUCAAGCUCUUACGCUACUCAAAUACGGCCAUAAAGUUUAUUAUUGCAUGCUAGCAAAGUUUGGUGCCGACUCACGUAUUGCUACAUAUUUGAUGAACGAGAUUACAGCCGCUCGCAUAUGGAAAGCCAAACUUCACGAAUCCAAUAGGUCUCUCGUCUUGUCUUCCGCUUCAAUCGACAUCCUAUGGCAAGAAUCAAAUACGGUCUUCAAUGCAUAUUAUAACGCAGGCGUUCAUUUCGAACCACAGCUUUUAUCCUUGUUCAAAACAUGUCCGGAGGAAGCAGUCAUUGCAUGUCUGUUUGAGGGAUACUUGGCGAAAUUGUUUGAGUACAGGGUUGGGUUCCAGCCAUCACGAGUAGACGAGAUUCCGUCAUUGCGAGUCAUUCCAUUAUCACACAGAAAACGCAAGACAACCCAUGAAGCGAGAAUGGAAUGGUGGCAUGCGAUUCGUUAUUGUAAUUUAAACGACGAAAUGACGACCAAAUUUGGACGUCAACGCGAAAAAUUCCUCCAAAAUGUAUGUGGGGCAUCGUCAGCGUCAUCAAAACGGCGUCGACUCGGGUAA
Messenger RNA from Paraglomus brasilianum, 1845 nucleotides. The record is from the annotation of a GenBank genome assembly. NCBI's taxonomy places the organism in Eukaryota, Fungi, Glomeromycota, Glomeromycetes, Paraglomerales, Paraglomeraceae.